AGUGACAAGCUGGGGGAAAUGACACUGUCUAGUAGUUGGAGGUCAGCCAGCCCCUUGCGUUAUUCUCAAACCCUAACCACAUGGCUGGACAUUCCUGAUAUGCAUUCCUAAACCUCUGCUGCUGAGAAUAAUUGGACCUGCCAUCUAUUCCCAGUUUAACUACCCUGUAUACCAAACAAAUCCAAUUCGAGCCAACAGGCAAAGUUUAGGCUCAGACAGAGUCCAUCCUGUGUACGAGGUGGUGAGCAGUGGUGGAAAAUCUCACUGUGACUCAUCCAGCUGAUUUCUGGAGCACAGUAGCUGAUGCCCCUCACUUGACACCUGUGUUGGCCCUGGCAUCAUGGACAAUAGAAACACCCAGAUGUACACAGAGGGUAGAAUCAAGGUUCCAGGGACCCAGCCAAGCCCUGGCCUGAGGAUCACCAUAAAGCGGGCUGGUGUUGAGCCCACCAUACCAGGAGUCAGCCAGGUCAUGUUUCCAGAUGCUUCGGAAGUGGGCAGCAGGAAGCAGCUCUCAUCAGCUUCAGGAGGGCCAGAGAAGGGGCCCAGAUACAGAGACACAUUCAAGGAGGGGCCUUCAGAGCUCAGGACACAGGAGCAGAGGCCUCCAGCAAAACCAGGGAAGAAGCAGUCCUCUUGGGUCCCCCAGGAAGGGUCCCAGGAGCUGCAAGCAGGCCAGGAUCAGAGUGAGCUAGGGUUGCUGCCUUCCUGGGUUCCUGAAGGACCUGAAGGGCUACAGCAGCUGGGCUCCGGAAAGGAGAUCGAGGGCCAGCAGAGGAGGCAACGGAACCGAGGAACCGGGGAGGAUGAGCCUCCUGAGAGCUGCCAGGGCCCCGGGUAUCAAUGCACCCUCGGUCACCAGGCAGACAUGGUGCAGCCAGCAGAGCCUUGCUGCCCCUUGGUCGGCCGUGGCCAGCCACUGGGAGACAAGCGCCCCAAGGAGGCAGAUGUCUCACACAUCAGGCCACAGGAGGCUCCGCCGGAGCCCAGCCCAGGGGGACAUGGGGACAGCUCUCAGGAAGCAAUGCCCCCAACGUCCACGGUGGCUGCAGAGGAAAAGACAGCUAGCUCCUUCCUGCCAUCCACGCCUGGACCUACAAAAACAAAAGGAGGGGGUGAGGCUGUGGAGACCCAGCCAGCACCGGGGCCUCUUCCUCCACCAGAGGUGAGGGACAUUGGAGAGAGGCGGGAGCCGGACCGUGUGCAGCAGCAGCCUCAGAAGCCCGUGGUGGCUGCAGGGACACAGAACCUCAGGAAAUUCCGGCAGGGCUUCAUGAAGUGCUUGCUGGAGGUGGAGAAGGUGGAAGCCUCCCAUCGGAGAGCCUUGAAGGCCCGGUCCCUGACAGCCCAGAAGUCCCCUAGGACCCUGACCCCAGUGCCCACCUCAUCCCCAAGCCUGCCUCAGACCCCUGCCUUGGCCCCUGCCAGUGGCCCAUCGUGGGCCAGGCUGUCAGCUCCUGGGCCAGAGCCUGCCCCCGUGGGAGCCCCGGUCCCCACCUCCACGCCUUGCCCUGUCCUGCUGUGCCCUGCCCUGGACCUGGGCUGGAGAAGGAUGGAGCUCUCGCACCACAGCAGCGAGAGAACCCUGAGCUACGCCAAGGCACGGCAGGAGCCGGAAGAGCAGAGCCUCCAAAAGCUGUAUCAAAACCGGGAAAAGUCCGAGGAGCAACUGACCCUGAAGCAAGAGGAAGCCUUCCGCAGCUACUUUGAGAUCUUCAAUGGCCCUGGUGAGGUGGAUGCACAGAGCCUGAAGAACAUCCUGCUCCUAAUGGGCUUCUCUGUGACGCCGGCCCAGGUGGAGGACGCCCUGAUGAGUGCUGAUGUCAAUGGAGAUGGUCAUGUGGAUUUCAAAGACUUCUUGGCUGUGAUGACAGACACCAGGCGCUUCUUCUGCUCUGUGGAACAGAACGCCCUGACGGACAUGGCUCCCCACAACCCCCACACUCUACUCUUUGAGAUCCUGUCCCUGCUGGUAGAGAUGCUGGCCUUACCAGAGGCAGUCUUAGAGGAAAUCACAAACUACUACCAGAAAAAGCUGAAGGCAGGCACCUGCAAGGCCCAGGAGAUGGAAGCGGCCAUAGGCCGGCUGCGGUUGCAGAAGAAGCUUCCCUAUAACCCCCAGCAAGAAGAGAGCUCAGAAGUCCCAGAACGAAAGGUCCUCAGUAUCCUCAGCCGGCUGAAGCAGCAGAACUAUGCUCCCAACCUGCAGAGCCCCUAUGCCCAGGUGCCCUGCAUCCCGCUCUGCCCACGGAUGGACAAGAAGAUGGUCCACAGGAAGCCAACCAACCACUACGUGCAAGACCAGUGCACAACCCCUGGCCUGGAUCCUGACAUCCGUAGCCCCUUCUUCCAGUCACGAUCUCAAGGAAACAGGGAACACAACUCUGACAGCAGAAAGUGGCCCAGCUCUGUGCCUUCUCGAACCCACUGACCCUCUGGAGGCCUGACUCUGGACAGUUGCUCAAGGCCUGCAGACAGAUGGGCCACCAGACAGGAGCUGCUGCUGGAAUUUGCUUUUGUGGCCUGGUAAGCUAAUAAACACCAAUAACUUCA
Messenger RNA from Mandrillus leucophaeus (drill), 2553 nucleotides. It is a transcript of the gene SPATA21, whose product is annotated as spermatogenesis associated 21. Bases 341 to 2431 code for a protein of 696 amino acids. The transcript is spliced from 14 exons. The record is from RefSeq and is a predicted model, not a curated record. Gene Ontology annotation, molecular function: calcium ion binding. Lineage: Eukaryota; Metazoa; Chordata; Mammalia; Primates; Cercopithecidae.